This is a messenger RNA of Phaedon cochleariae (mustard beetle), 3954 nucleotides long. The record is from the annotation of a GenBank genome assembly. Lineage: Eukaryota; Metazoa; Arthropoda; Insecta; Coleoptera; Chrysomelidae.
AUGAGGGAGGAAAGUGAAAUUUUGAGGUUAUAUCGGACACCCGGCUGUACCUCAACGAGAAAAUGUGAGAUUUUAUCGAAGUUGAAACAAAAUUGCAUAUAUUUAAUCAAUAUUGAUACAGAAAUAUGCUUCCACGUUGAAGUUACCAGGUCCCUUAGCAAAUCAGAGGAAGAUCUGUUGAAAUGGGUUCUACAAGACCCUUUCUACCCGCAGAAGGUAUCAGUAAAUCCAUUUCUACAACCUCAAGGGCACAAUCAGCUGGUGGAGGUAGGACCUAGGUUCAAUUUUUCCACUUCAAACUCCACCAAUGCUGUUUCAAUAUGUCAUAGUCUUGGCUUAACACAGGUCGUGAGGCUAGAGGUGUCUCGCAGGUAUUUGUUGAUAUUUGAAAGUGCAAAGGAGGUCACAGAAAAAAUAGUGAAUGAUCUUGCCUCAAUGUUAUAUGAUCGCAUGACUGAAUGCCGAUACACUGUACAGAAUAUACCAAAAAAGAGUUUCAAUGAAAAUCUCACAAAAAAAGAGGAUAUAAGAGAAGUAGACAUUUUAGGAAGAGGUGUAAGCGCUUUGGAAGAACUUGAUCAGGAAAUGGGACUUGCUUUUGAUCAGGCUGAUCUGAAGUAUUAUACAAAUCUGUUCCAAAAUGUGUUGAAAAGGAACCCAACAAAUGUGGAAUGCUUUGAUUUAGCACAAUCAAAUAGUGAACAUAGCAGGCACUGGUUUUUUAAAGGAAAAAUGGUUAUAGAUGGGGAGGAAUAUGAGGAAUCUCUGAUUGAUAUGAUAAUUGAUACACAAAAAGGAACUAAUCAGAACAAUGUUAUCAAAUUCAGUGACAAUAGUAGUGCCAUCAAAGGCUUCUAUCACCAAAGCCUGCGCCCAUCGGCCUCGGGAGCAGUGAGCGAACUCCGAGAGUUGCCCACCCACUCCCACCUGAUCUUCACUGCCGAAACUCACAACUUCCCCACCGGCGUGGCCCCCUUCAGCGGGGCCACCACUGGCACGGGGGGCCGCAUCAGGGACGUGCAGAGCGUGGGCCGUGGGGGGUAUUGCAUCGCGGGGACUGCCGGGUACUCGGUCGGUAAUCUGCUCAUACCAGGAUACAAUUUACCAUGGGAGGACAGCUCUUUCGAGUACCCCAACAACUUCGCGCCACCGUUGGAGGUACUGGUGGAGGCCAGCAAUGGCGCCUCCGACUACGGAAACAAGUUCGGGGAGCCUCUGAUUUGCGGUUUCGUGAGGUCUUUCGGCCUCCAGGACGCUUCGGGAGAGAGGAGGGAGUGGAUCAAGCCCAUUAUGUUCAGCGGUGGAUUGGGUAGCAUGGAAGCCGAUAUGACGGAAAAACUAAAGCCCGAAAUUGGACAUCAAGUUAUCAAGAUCGGCGGCCCGGUAUACAGGAUAGGCGUCGGUGGUGGGGCUGCCAGUUCUGUGGAAGUACAGGGGGAUAAUAAGGUCGAGCUGGAUUUCAAUGCUGUGCAAAGAGGUGAUGCCGAGAUGGAACAAAAACUGAACCGCGUGGUGAGAGCCUGCCUGGAACUGGGCCCCAAGAACCCCAUAGUGAGCAUCCACGACCAGGGGGCAGGGGGCAACGGCAACGUAUUGAAGGAGCUGGUCGAACCGGUCGGAGGCGUCAUCUACGCCGACAGAUUCGAACUGGGCGAUCCGACGAUCAACGUGCUCGAAUUGUGGGGCGCCGAAUACCAGGAGAACAACGCCCUGCUAUGUAAAACCGAAGACUUGCCGCUGCUGAGGAGCAUCUGCGAGAGGGAGAGAUGUCCGAUUAAUGUUGUGGGAGAGGUUACCGGAACCGGAAGGGUGGUACUAGCAUUGGACGAGACGGAAUCUCAAACGCCGUUCAAUUUGGAGCUGGAGCAUGUUUUGGGCAAAAUGCCUCGCAAGGUGUUCAAUCUAGAAAGGAACACAGCCAUAUACAAAGAGCUCGUGUUUCCCGAGGCAUUAUCCAUCUUCCAAAGUCUUGACAGGGUGCUGAGGCUGCCUUCGGUGGCUAGCAAGCGCUACUUGACGAACAAAGUCGAUCGUUGCGUCACUGGGCUGAUAGCCCAGCAACAGUGCGUCGGACCUUUGCACACUCCUCUUGCUGAUGUAGCUGUCACGGCCAUUUCUCAUAUCGGAUAUGAGGGAAUCGCCACAUCGAUAGGCGAACAACCAAUCAAAGGCUUAGUGAACACUGCCGCAGGGGCAAGGAUGACAGUGGCUGAGUCGCUCAGCAACUUGGUGUUUGCGGGAAUUUCGUGUCUGAAAGAUGUCAAGUGUAGCGGUAACUGGAUGUGGGCAGCCAAAUUGCCAGGAGAAGGUGCGGCGCUUUAUGAUGCCUGCAAAGCAAUGUGCGAUCUGAUGACUGAUCUGGGUAUAGCGAUAGAUGGUGGAAAAGAUUCCCUCAGUAUGGCCGCCAGAGUAGGAAAAGAUACUGUGAAGGCUCCCGGAACGCUGGUCAUUUCAACAUAUGCUCCAUGUCUAGAUAUAAGGAAGGUCGUCACCCCGGACUUCAAAGCUCCCUCCAUGGGCAAAACCGGCACGCUGCUGUUCGUCGACCUUUCGGACGGUCGCAGUAGGCUGGGCGGGUCCGCCCUCGCUCAAGUGUUCGGGCAGCUGGGCAAGGAGUCGCCCGAUGUGAGCUCGCCCGACCUACUUCGCAGGGCUUUCGAGGCCACCCAACAACUGGUCAAGGACGGCUCGAUCCUGGCAGGCCAUGACGUCAGCGACGGCGGCUUGAUCGUGUGCCUGUUGGAGAUGUGCUUCGGAGGCGUGUCGGGCAUCGAAGUCAAUGUUCAGCACAGAGAGGGGAAGCCUAAUGACGUGCUGUUCGCCGAGGAGUUAGGAUGGGUGUUGGAGGUGUUCGAUGAUGAUGUCGCUCAUUGCUUGAACGUUUUUAAGAAUCUCAAUGUCCCGGCUGUGAGAAUCGGUCGGUCGACCGGCUACGGCAUGAAGUCAAAGCUGAGCAUCACGGUGAACAACGCGUGCCUGGAGAGCUCGGUGUUGCCGCUGAUGCGGAUGUGGGAGGAGACCUCCUACAUGCUGGAACUCCAGCAGACGAUCAAGGCGUGCGCAGAUGCCGAAUUUUCCUCUUUGGGCUCGAGGCAUGGGCCGCAGUAUGCUCUGACUUUCGAUCCCGAUGAAAAUUCGAAAAUCGAGGGUAAACUAAUUCCCGUGGCUGUAAUAAGGGAAGAAGGGACCAAUGGUGAUCGAGAAAUGGCUGCUGCUUUGGUGAUGGCAGGUUUCAGUGUUUGGGAUGUAACGAUGCAAGAUUUGCUUACUGGGGCUACGAAUCUAGACAGGUUCAGAGGAGUGAUUUUCCCUGGAGGCUUCAGCUAUGCAGACGUCUUGGGCUCCGGUAAAGGGUGGGCAGGCAGCAUCCUCUUCAACGACACCGUCAAGCAACAGUUCAGCAAAUUCUACGCUCGCCCGGACACGUUCAGUCUGGGCGUUUGCAACGGUUGCCAGCUGAUGGCGCUAAUCGGCUGGAUAGGUCGGCCUGUCAAAGACCAUUCCUCCACGCCCCAUAUAAAAUUAGAGGAUAAUAUAUCGGAGAGAUUCGAAUGCAGAUGGAGUACUGUGAAGAUUGAAAAAUCGAAGGCGAUUAUGUUGAAAGGCAUGGAAAAUUCGGUUUUGGGGAUGUGGGUGGCUCAUGGUGAGGGCAGGUUCUCCUUUAGGGCGGACGAGGUUUACGAACAGUUGAAGAGCGAUGGGCUUGUGGCUUUGCGUUAUGUCGACGAUCAAGGCUUACCAACGGAAUCCUACCCGAUGAACCCGAACGGAAGCCCCGAAGGUCUAGCGGCGGUGUGCUCCCCAGACGGCAGACAUUUGGCCAUGAUGCCGCACCCGGAGAGAUGCGUCCAGCCGUACCAAUGGCCUUAUAUGCCGGUCAGCUGGAAGGGAUACCGGAAGAGUCCGUGGGAAAGGAUGUUCCGGAACGCGUACGAGUGGUGUCAGAAAGAAUAA